Messenger RNA from Hyaena hyaena (striped hyena), 3956 nucleotides. RefSeq names its product motile sperm domain containing 2 (gene MOSPD2). The coding region runs from base 137 to 1693 and encodes 518 amino acids. Lineage: Eukaryota; Metazoa; Chordata; Mammalia; Carnivora; Hyaenidae. The transcript is spliced from 15 exons. The record is from RefSeq and is a predicted model, not a curated record.
GCCUCCCGGUGUCACGCGACGGUCUACACGUCCCGCCCUUCCCUCUCUACCUCCCGGCCCGCCUGGCCAGUGAUGAGAUAUUCGGACAGGUGGGGAAGUGGCCACGGCGAUCGAAAUCACCUCCAGGACCGCGACCAUGGCCGAGUAUCCCACCCAGAAUAAAGCCAAGCUCAUCUCUGAGACCCGACGGAGAUUCGAAACUGAUUAUGUGACAGAGAAGUCAGAUAAAUAUGAUCCACGUGAUGUUGAAAGGCUACAACAAGAUGAUAACUGGGUUGAAAAUUACUUAACUUGGAGGCAUAAUAAUGUCGAUGAAACACUGAAGAUGCUUGAUGAGAGUUUUCAGUGGAGGAAAGAAAUGUCUGUCAACGACCUCACUGAAUCCUCCAUUCCCAGAUGGUUAUUGGAAAUAGGUGGUAUUUAUCUGCACGGUUAUGACAAAGAAGGCAACAAGUUGUUCUGGAUCAGGGUGAAGUAUCACAUAAAAGACCAUAAAACCACGUUGGACAAAAAGAAGCUUAUCGCAUUCUGGUUGGAACGUUAUGCUAAGAGAGAAAAUGGGAAGCCUGUGACAGUGAUGUUUGACCUGUCAGAGACUGGCAUAAAUAGCAUAGACAUGGACUUUGUGCGUUUUAUCAUCAACUGCUUUAAGGUUUAUUACCCUAAAUACCUCUCAAAAAUGGUGAUCUUUGAUAUGCCUUGGAUAAUGAACGCUGCUUUCAAAAUUGUGAAAUCCUGGCUUGGCCCAGAAGCAGUAAGCUUGUUGAAGUUUACAAGUAAAAAUGAAGUCCAAGAGUACGUCAGUGUGGAGUACCUGCCCCCCCACAUGGGUGGGACUGACCCUUUCAAGUACAGCUACCCACCACUAGUAGAUGAUGACUUCCAGACACCGCUGUGUGAAAAUGGGCCUAUUGCCAGUGAAGAUGAAGCUUCAAGUAAAGAAGAUCUAGAAAGUGAUGGCAAAGAAACUUUGGAAACGAUUUCCAGUGAAGAACAAACGGCUCUUCUAAAAAAGAUUAACGUAACCGAACAUACUUCCAAAGCAGAGGAAAAUGAAAAGGUUGAUUCCAAAAUGAAAGCUUUCAAAAAACCAUUGAGUGUGUUUAAAGGGCCCUUACUACACAUCAGCCCAGCAGAAGAACUAUAUUUUGGAAGUACAGAAUCUGGAGAGAAGAAGACUUUAAUAGUGUUGACGAAUGUAACUAAAAACACUGUGGCGUUUAAGGUGAGAACAACUGCCCCAGAAAAGUACAGAGUCAAGCCAAGCAAUAGCAGUUGUGACCCUGGAGCCUCAGUUGAUAUAGUUGUGUCUCCCCAUGGAGGUUUAACAGUCUCUGCGCAGGACCGUUUUCUGAUAAUGGCUGCAGAAAUGGAACAGUCAUCUGGCACGGGCCCAGCAGAAUUGACUCAGUUCUGGAAAGAAGUUCCCAGAAACAAAGUGAUGGAGCAUAGGUUAAGAUGUCAUAUUGUUGAGAGCAGUAAACCAACCACCCUGACCUUAAAAGACAGUGCUUUUAACAUGUCAGAUAAAACCAGUGAAGAUCUUUAUCUACAACUCAAUCAUUUACUAGAAAGCAAUAGGAAGCUUGAAGACCAAGUUCAGCGUUGUAUCUGGUUCCAGCAGCUGCUGCUUUCCUUAACAAUGCUCUUGCUUGCUUUUGUCAUCUCUCUCUUCUAUUUGUUGUACACUUAAAGAACUGGAGUUCAGCAAGAAACGUGGCUCUUUCACUCAUUAGUUGGAAAAAGACCCAGAACUUCAUGCCACUAAAAGUUUUGCACGUCUGUGCUUCCUGAAAGGAAACAUGCAACCUUUAGAGGGGAACAAAUAUGCGUCCCGAAAAUAAACUCUGUUAGAAUAAGGAAACACUGGAGAGAUUGAUUCUAAGAGACCAUAGUUAAUCAAGUCAAGGCAUAGCCACUGUGUAAAUUAAUACUUUAGAUAUAAUUUAUUUUUUCCUUUUGAUUUGAAUACUUCAAAAGUUUCAGUUUCCUUAUAUGUGUACAUUAGCUGGACUGAAAAGUAGAAAUAACAAGCUUUGUCGCAGCCAAAAAAUGUAAUCUGCUUUUUUUUUUUUUUAAUGACAAAAUCAUUAUAGCUGAGCCAACUUAUUAGCUUUUCUAUACUAUGUAUAUAGAAUAUGUAUAUUGGGAAAAAACCAUACUUAAUACAGAGUAAUUUCUGUAAACAUGACUUUGUAAUUUUGAGAAGUCCUUCCAGAUGCUAGUCAAUAUUCUUUGGGUAUGUAAAACUAUUUAACGCCAAACCACCUUUUAGCCUUUGUUCUUAUCUGUCUUCCUUAACAGUCUGCCUUUUAUUAAUCUCAGACUUUUUUAUGAACACUCACAUUUAGAUAGAAUUGGGGAAACUAAGUUUGCUUGGGUUUCCUUGAAUUCUGUCAGUGACAUCGAGAAGAAAACAACUCUUGGUCCUCCCUUCCGGUCUUUUUUAUGCAGCUGCACAUCGUGCACUGGGGCCGGACACUGACCCCCGUGCUCCAUUCCUUAUAAAGGUCUAAUCCUCCUUUGUACCAUCUCCACCCUCUUUGCUAAAUGAAAGGAGUUAAAAUUUCUUUCUUUGGAACCUUGAUUUUUGAGAUGCAUAGCAGUGGGAUUCAUUCACAUUUCAGUUCCACGUGAAAAUCAGCCACAAGAAGGAAACGUGACAAAACACUGGAGUAUCUAUAAACGUGGGGGGAAAAUCAAAACUCGAGUGUCGAUUCUCCAUUUAGGAGUGAAAACUAGAAUUCCUGAUCCACUGGUACAAACCUUCAGAUCAGGGCUCGUGCUGGGCACUCCGCCUUGGUCACAGCAGUCCCCAGGGUGGUCCCUCAAUUCCUCAAGUGAUACAACUUGCAGGGGCAGAGGCCGAUGAAAUUCGUUUGUUUUCUCACACAGCCAGCUUCAGUCCGUGUUGGUUCACAUGUAACUCUACUUCAUCUGAAAGAAAACACAGUCUGCCUGUUAAAUAAAUUUUGAGUUUUGAUUGAGCCACGUUUGGAGAAUUUUUUAUUCUGAAGUGUAGUAUUGACGGCUUUCAUCUUGAGAAGCUGAGUCCAAAAUCCAGUUGGAGAGAGUGAUUUCAUAGAGUCCCUUCAAAAUUGGCCUAGCCAUAAAACCUUAAAAGGACACUGGUCUGAUACUUUGUCUUAAUUUGGGUUUUUCUGUUGCAGUUUGCCAACUCCAGCCGUGAAAGUGACUUCAGUACACCCUAAGUACUACCCAUAGUAUCUCCCUGUGUGCACAGCGGUUCCCUUUAUCUGUUACAUUCCCGGCUCUCACAUAACCUAAUCCCCAAGUAUUUGUCUGUGUUUUUUUGUUCCUCAGCCAAUGAAUGAGGAAACCGUUGGUCCGAAUUGGAAGUGUAUUGUCCUAACAGUGUCCCUUUAAUGUUUCCUAUGAAAAUGACAUUGACUCACUAAAAUGUUCUUCGCUGAUGUCUGGCCAGUUGAAGUUAAAAACCUAUCUUGUUAAUGUUUGUGUGUCUACUAAGUGUGACUAUGCAAGAUUAUUGAAAAUUAACGAUAAAAUCAAAGGCAUCUGAACUUUUGUUCUUGUCUUAACUAAUCACUUCUUUACAUGUGAUUUUAUUCUGUCUUCAUUUGAUUUUAUUUAAUCACAUUUUGUAUGAUUAUUGCUCUGAGCACUCAGAUAAUAAUUUUACUUUUUAUCUUGUCAUUACCUGUUCAUGACCAAAUUACCAAGGAUCAACACGGAGAUCGAGAUUUUCGCUUGAGAAUGGAAAUUAAUAGAUUUUCCAUGAAAACAUUAAUCAAAUAUUAUUAGCUUGAUCGGAAAGUAGCCUAGAAAUGCAAUUGCGGUUAAACCUAGCCUCAAAUUUCCUAACAAUACCAUAACUGUUUUUAUAUCUUGCCACUAAUUUUGACUGGAUUUAAUAGCACUUUAUUGUACAAUUGCAAAAAAAAAAAAAAAUAUUCCUAGAAUUGUUGCCAGUGUAA